Messenger RNA from Microtus ochrogaster (prairie vole), 3562 nucleotides. It is a transcript of the gene Hmgxb4, whose product is annotated as HMG-box containing 4. Lineage: Eukaryota; Metazoa; Chordata; Mammalia; Rodentia; Cricetidae. The coding region runs from base 431 to 1741 and encodes 436 amino acids. The transcript has 6 exons. The record is from RefSeq and is a predicted model, not a curated record.
CUCUCACUAGAAUGAGUUUGUCCUCAGCACAAGAACCAGUGACACUCCAUCUGCAAUCUAAUCUAGAUUGUAACUAUCCUUAAUCCCACAGCUCUAUUCCCUGUAUGCUUUCUCUGUCUCUUGUGAAGACUCAAGGAAGAGAAUCAGCUUUAGCAACAAGAAUGGUCUUGAGAGCCAAAGGCUGAAUCUACCAAGUCAAGAAGCACACAGGGGUUCUGAAUGUUAGGAACCAAAGUACCUCCCUUCAAAAUCGCUCCUAUUAGCCUUUUCCUCAUGCCAGUUGGGUGUUUUUUGUUGAAAGAGGACACUUGAUAGAAGUUACUUCCGGUCCUGUUGACAGUACUUCUCUUGAUUGUUUCUAGACUUUUCGUCUUUGGAAUCAUCACAGAAGAAAAAGAAGAAAUCCAGCCCACAGUCUGCCGACACAGCAAUGGACCUGCUAAAAGCCAUUACCUCCCCACUGGCAGCGGGUGCCAAGUCCUCCAAGAAAGCAGGGGAGAAGUCCUCCGGUUCUUCAAGCCAUUUGGAGAGCAGAAAGGAACACCAUAAGAAGAAGGGCAACGGAAGCAGUGGGGAGCUCUCCUUGGAGGAUAGCAGUGCCCACAAACCCAAAAAAAUGAAGCCACUCUAUGUGAACACAGAGACACUGACUCUUCGGGAGCCUGAUGGCUUAAAGAUGAAACUUAUUCUUUCACCAAAGGAGAAGGGAAGCAGCUCAGUGGAGGAGGAGGCUUUUCAGUACCCUGCCCAACAGACUUCUCUGAAAAAGUCCUCCAAGAAAUUGGCUCGGGACGAGCCAGGUGCUUUACUCCUAGGACACGAGCUACAGAGCCUCCUGAAAACAGCCAGGAAGAAGCACAAGUCCUCCCCAGAUGCACAUUCACCUCCUGGCCCCGAAGGCUGUGGAUCUGAUGCCUCGCAGCUUCCAGAGCCCCACAGUGCUAACCUCGAUAUCACAGGGCUUGACCCUAUGCUAGUAGACUCGGAGUCGUCCUCUGGUGGGGAACUGGAAGCCGGCGAGCUCAUCAUAGAUGAUUCUUACCGGGAGAUCAAGAAGAAGAAGAAGUCAAAGAAGAGCAAGAAGAAGAAGGACAAGGACAGACACAAGGACAAGCGGCACUCCCGCACCAAGAGAAGCUCAGGGCUGGCGGCAAGCACUGCCCGAGAGCACGGCACUGCUCAGGAGCAUUUGGUGACACCCAACCAGGCAGACCUUGACCUCCAAGAGAUUCAGCUGCCUCCCAAGCCAAAAAAGAAGAACAUGUCUGCCUACCAGGUGUUCUGUAAAGAGUACCGGGUAACCAUUGUGGCUGACCAUCCAGGUAUAGGUAAGAACCUUUCCAAGCUUUGGGUUUUGUUCUGUUUUGUUUUUACUUUCUACUCUCUGAAGCAAUUGUUCUCAGCUUCUUCUGUGGGAGUACUGUCACCCCAAAAGAAGUCCCCACCCACCACAAUGCUUUUGCCAGCCUCACCAGCCAAAGCCCCUGAAACAGAGCCCAUUGAUGUUGCUGCUCAUCUCCAGUUGUUGGGAGAGUCCCUCAGCCUCAUUGGACACCGCCUGCAGGAGACAGAGGGCAUGGUAGCAGUGUCCGGCAGCUUGUCAGUGCUCCUGGAUUCCAUUAUCUGUGCUCUUGGCCCUUUGGCAUGCCUGACCACACAACUACCUGAAUUGAAUGGCUGUCCCAAACAGGUCUUGUCAAACACGCUGGACAACAUUGCAUACAUCAUGCCUGGACUGUGACCUCCAAGAUGCCUGGGACAAAAACCUGUCUACCCCUUUACUAGUUUAUGUAAAUAUGACUGUUCCAGAUCCUCCACUGAUCUCUGGGUGUAGGUUUUAAAUUUUUAUAUCUAUAUAUACAUAUAUAUAAUGUACAAUAUAUACAUAGGAUUAUAACUACUUUGCUUUUAAUAAUUUUAUGAAAUGGUAAGGAUUCAGCUAAAAAGGACUUUGGCAUGAAUGUGGACUUGGGGUUAUUUCUUGUGUGAAAAAUAUCUGCCUUAAAAAUCAGUGUAAUUUGGGGAAUAGGGGCUUAUUCUGGGUGCCAUGUGUAUCUCAUUAUAGACAGCUAAAAUGUGAUAUUUUUUUUUCCAAGCUUGCUUGUACCUCCAGACCCAUCACUGACCAUUUGCCUUACCUGUUUUAUAGUUGGAAAUAUAGUAAAGAUUAUGGGAGGAUGCCAGCUGACUACAAACUGUUUGACUCAAAGUGACCCAGGAGAGUUGGAGAUAGAUGGCUUAGUUGGACUGAUAGGGGACUCAUUCCAAUUCCUACUAAGCAGGUAUCUGUGUCUCCAGUUUUAUUGUAACUGUUGGUACUACAGUCAUGUGAUUCUUGGCAGCAGAGAAAUACUUUGGAGAGGCCAAAACUGUUGGUACCACUUGUGGAACCUGCUUUGGCUGGCCAAGAAAGCAUGAUCUAUAAAAAUCAAAGCUGGUAUCUUUCAUUGGCAGCAUUGGUUAACCACCAAAUCCUGAGAGAUCUACAGCUUCUUGGUUCAGCUCUGGUUCCCCUGGCAGGCAGAUUGUGCUCUGCAUCCCACACACAUGUGGAUCACAAAGGAGUCAUCGGUUCUCAGUUGGUUAUAUCUGUAUAACUGUGUGUGAGCAUAUAUUUUAAUUAUGUGUAUUUAACUAUUUAGAAUUUUUAGAUUUUAAUUUAUCCUGUAAAUUUCUGUAUAUAUAAUUUAAUAACAAGCCUCCACCAGCAGUAGCAUGUGGAGCACACAGACUUGUCAUUUUUUCGUGUCUGCCUAAAAGCUCCAGGUCAUCCAUAUGUUAAGGUGUUAUGAUUCAAAAAGGAGCUUCAUGGCCCUCGAUAAUGUUAGGAAAGUGAAAUAGGAAUGUCACAGUUCCCAACUGCCCUUAUUCCCAAAGCACCGGAUCUGCUUCCCCAUUAGAAGAUAGUUGAGCACUCCGGGGUUGUUUGGAAACUUGGUGUGAGAUGCCCUUCCAAAACCGUGCUGAGGUAGCCAUGCUUUCUUCCUCUGGCCUACAUGGAACAGGGCAGCAUAACAGUAAACGCUUGGACCAUGUAGCCAGCUGCCAUCCUGUUUAGUUCCUUCCCAUAGCCUCGCUCUGCUUCACAGCUGAGAGUCUCACAGGUGUUCUGGAUGUUCGGUCCCUUUCUCGGCUCAGAACAGUUUUGAGAUUUAAUCUGGCAAGUAGAGAAAGAAACAGGAAUAUGCAGGAACUGAAAUCAAGAAGAACAGAAAUUUAAAUUUGAGUUAACAGGUAAGAAUCUCAUUUGAACCUGCAGAAGUUUCCUUUGAGAAAUGGUGUGAAGGAGAGGCCAAGAAGACACAUGGUCCAGGAUGCAGCCAGUCAGUCCUCCAUUGUCACUGCUACAGACAGCAAUGAACUGGUGAGAACCGGCCUUUGCGUGUUUGUUUUCCUCCGGAGCCUAGCCCUACUGUAUUUGUUAUUAAAGAUUUGUACACAUUUGUAUAAUAAUCUGUAACUUGUGGUAUUUAGUACUAUUAGAGGAAAAACUUUGGAUUCAGGCCCUCUUGCUGUUUUUAUAUCAUUGUUUUAUUUUGUUUUUUAAAUAAAUCCUAGUGGU